Molecule: messenger RNA, 1696 nt
Organism: Petromyzon marinus (sea lamprey)
Lineage: Eukaryota; Metazoa; Chordata; Hyperoartia; Petromyzontiformes; Petromyzontidae
Product: cysteine-rich venom protein TEL1-like
Cellular component (GO): extracellular region
Source: RefSeq, a predicted model, not a curated record
GCGCGCACCGCGGCCGCAAACCCCACACGAUCCGCUCGAACUCUGUGUCGCAGAGGUGACCCACCAAGACUGCUCCUGCUGCUGCUGCCUCCCAUCGAGAACCUGCACCGACCCCCUCCCUCCACCUCCUCGACAAUGGACGCAGUUAGGAACUUCCAGGGGGCGCUGGCGGUUCUGGCCCUCGUGGUCGCGCUCCACCUGGUGCCGGCCUCCGGGGCUGAUUGGGAGGAGUACGAUGGGUCACUCGCAUCCAACCAGGACGUCAUCCUGAGAACGCACAACGAAGCGCGGCGCAACGUCACUCCCAGCGCCGCCAACAUGCUAAGAAUGGAAUGGAGUACAGCUGCGCAGGCUGCAGCCCUGGACUGGGUCAAAAAAUGCAACUUUUUCCACAGGACCACCGAGCAGCUGUAUCUCGACGGAAUAUUGUGCUCUGAGAACAUAGUAUUUUCCAAUACGCUUUAUUCGUGGGACGAGGCAAUCAAGGUCUGGGUCGACGAGGCCAACAGUCCAGGAUUCGACUACGGGAAGGGGCCGCGGAACCCUGGAAUCGUGGGACAUUACACGCAGAUCAUUUGGUACAGCACCUACCAAGUGGGAUGUACCAUCAACUACUGCCCGGAGGAAGCGUACAAGUACAUGUACCUCUGCGCAUACUGCCCUGUUGGGAACUGGAACAACCGGCUCACAAAGCCGUACGACGAGGGCCCGUCCUGCCAGGACUGCCCCAACGACUGCGACGACAAACUGUGCACGAACCCGUGUCCGUACUUGGACAAGUACGCAAACUGCUGGCUGAUGAAGAUAAUACUGGGCUGUGGGACGACCUUCUUUGGCCAGUAUACGAUGACGCACUGCCCCGCGACCUGCCAAUGUACCAACAAGAUCCACUGAAUCGCCAAUGUAAAAUGGCGUGCGCAAUGUAAUAGUCCACAUCGGAUAUUUAGGACUCUAUAUAUACACUCUAUGUACGUUGCACAUUACAUUUCAGUGACUGCCAAGGGAUUAACCCAUGGCUGAAUUUGUGCAAUUCAGCACAAUUCCACAUUAUGGGAUUUCGUUUCUUUCCGCAUUUUUAUCCCGGUUGUGCCAUCGGUGUCGCGUAAUCGCGAGUCAAAUAAUCUGUUCGGAAACGUCACAGGGCAGUGCCGCCCCCCCUCCGUGUUAGAGGAUGGCCCGCAGAAGCAGAUAUGGCAGAGCUACCUCUGAGAUCCCUUCUUAUUCAAGUAACACUUGUCUAUAGACAGUGGCCUACAGAAGCGGAUAUCAUAGAGCUACCUCUGAGUUCCCUUCUCAUUCCAGUAACACUUUUCUAAAGACAGUGGCCUACAGAAGUUGAUAUCAUAGAGCUACCUCUGAGAUCCCUUCUUAUUCAAGUGACACUUGUCUAAAGACAGUGGCCUACAGAAGCAAAUAUCAUAGAGCUACUUCUUCAAGUGAUAUUUGCGCUAUACACACAGUGGAGAAGAGCACUUUCCCACCCGCUCUGCCACAUCAGAAUAAAGUUUGUCGCAUGAUGGUCAAACUAAACAUUUUUAGACCAAAACAGGGGGAGAAUUUCUCCACAAUCCUGGCUGUCGCUGAAUGAUGCUGGUUGUUGUUGUAAUUACCGGGGAAACGUCAUGGUACUCGAAUUGUAAAUGUUGUAGUGGGUUUACUCUCCAACACACCGGUGUGCUGAAUUUGUAUACUACAC